This is a messenger RNA of Gopherus flavomarginatus (Mexican gopher tortoise), 828 nucleotides long. It is a transcript of the gene FNDC4, whose product is annotated as fibronectin type III domain containing 4. The transcript has 6 exons. Bases 111 to 767 code for a protein of 218 amino acids. Gene Ontology annotation, molecular function: protein binding. NCBI's taxonomy places the organism in Eukaryota, Metazoa, Chordata, Testudines, Testudinidae. The record is from RefSeq and is a predicted model, not a curated record.
CCCCGGCCGCGCCCCCGUCUCUGCGCACCGGGGCAGGGGGCCGAACCCGCCGCGCCGGACACGGAGCCCGGGGUUCCUGCGGCCCCAGCAGGCUGCCCCUCCGCGGGGCCAUGGCCCCCUUCCCCGCCUGCCUCAACUCGGCCGUGCUGGUGCUGUUCAGCUGCGACCUCUGCCUGGUGCGAGCAAAUAGGCCGCCGUCCCCAGUCAACGUGACUGUUACGCACCUGAAGGCAAACUCUGCCACUGUCUCGUGGGAUGUCCCGGAGGGAGACGUCAUCAUUGGCUAUGCCAUCUCACAGCAGCGGCAGGACGGGCAAAUGCAGCGGUUCAUCCGAGAGGUGAACACCACGAACCGGGCCUGCGUGCUGUGGGACCUGGCAGAGGACGCAGACUACAUCAUCCAGGUGCAGAGCAUCAGCCUGCACGGAGAGAGCCAGGCCAGCAAGAGGGUCCAUUUCCGGACCCUGAAAGAGACUGAUCGCCUCCCCUCCAACAGCUCCAACCAAGGUGACAUCACCGUGGAAGGGCUGGACAAGGAGCGGCAGCUCCAGACGGGGGAGAUUGUCAUCAUCGUGACUGUGCUGCUCAUGUGGGCAGCAGUGAUCGCGCUCUUCUGCAGACAGUAUGACAUUAUCAAGGAUAAUGACUCCAACAACAACAAGGAAAAGACCAAGCCGUCCUCAGAACACAGCACGCCGGAGCGACCCACGGGGGGGCUACUGUACAGUAAGAAAAAGUCUCUGUCUGUCAAUAUCAUUGAGGUGUGAGUACAGUCCAGCUCUGGAUCUGGGAAUGCUGCCAGACCCAAGGAAGAUCAUGGGAUAAAAG